CUCAUUCCGUCCAACACGGUAGUUACUUGGGUAACCCAAUACACCGACAUUAUCCCUGGGCUUCGCUUGCUUCACUUAAAACCACCGACUAUUAGGAGAAUAUGUGUCGCUGAUUUAUGCAUCUCAUUCCCAACAUUCUGCACAUGUACCUGAGUGUGUACACCGAUUCAAUUUCUGUUCUUUUAUUGGUGUAUCUGUACGGAGACUCCGUGGUGGUAAUCGUACUGUAUCCGGAGUGGGUGUUCAAUCGGUCCGGAGUAGACAAGUGCAUUUGUAUCGUGCUCCGUAGGCUAGAGUCUAAUCUCACGGUUAUUCUAGACCUUUUUCGUGAAAUUCCACCGCAACGGUAUUUGUUCCGGAGUAUGUACGGAUUCUGCAUCGUGUUGGCUGGAUAUAUAUUUCCGCCCCAUGCACAUUAUUCAUACCUAUAACAUGCAAAGUCCCUCUUUCCCUGGUCAUAUGAACUAUACAAGCACACCAUAACCCCCUAUUAAUCUACAUACGCUGUCUAUUCCGUAAAUCAGAAUUGAACACAUGGAGAAACCCAAGAACGACGACUGAAACAUCACCAAAACAAUACCUCAUGGCUGCAACGUGAACCAUGUUCCUGCCAUUUCC
This is a messenger RNA of Aspergillus ruber CBS 135680, 618 nucleotides long. RefSeq lists its product as uncharacterized. The record is from RefSeq and is a predicted model, not a curated record. Bases 117 to 431 code for a protein of 104 amino acids. NCBI's taxonomy places the organism in Eukaryota, Fungi, Ascomycota, Eurotiomycetes, Eurotiales, Aspergillaceae. The transcript has a single exon.